UAAACACUAAGAAACACCAGAGGUCCUAUAUUUAUACAGUCUAUGCGUCAAACACAGCUCUUACAUUUUAAUAAACACCGCACCAGUUUUAGCGUGUCUGGACGGUCUGGACCGCGGCUUUAAAUCAAAGAGGGAAGUAUGGGACAGAGCCAUAGACUGGACGGAACGCUCUCUCUUUGCUACGUUCAUCUCUGAUAGCAGAAAAGGUCCGGAAGUUGCCUGUCGUUGUUUACAUUCUCUGAGUGGUCCAGCUAGCUAAUUGGCGAACAGGAAUGAUGGCAGCUUCUAUGAAAUGACGGGUGACAUUUGAUUAGGUUUUUAUAUUUAUACACAUUUUUCGUAUUCUCUCUGUGUUGUUGUUGUUGUUGUUGUUGUUUGGGUCAUGGCUUUAGCCCGGUGCUGGUGCUGUCUUUGGGUAAUGUUACCGCUCGUCCUGCUGCGGUGGCCGACGGGGCUGCUGGUCGCCGCGGAGCAGGUCGCUCUGGUGGAGGUUUUCCUGGAGCAGCGGGCCGGCGUCAGCGCUGUGCUCCAGGGGGAGGUGAUGGAGUCCGGCAGGGAAAGCAGCAGGAUUUCCGAGACCCAGGACGAGGACCAGGAGGAGCUGGAGGGAGAGCUGGUCCUGGUUCAGAAUGAGGAAACACAGGUGAACGGAGGAAAAGGUGAGGACGACACCAAAGAGCAGGAGCUGUGGAUCGGGGUGGUCCCUGUGGAGAUGGACGAAAUCAAAGCUUCCACUGGGAACCAAGAGUCCUUCGCUGAUGCAAUGGUCAACAGAAUGAAGCGAGCAUUGGUCCUCGGAGCGUCUGCCCUGAUCAUUCUCGCUCUCAACCAAAACACAGUCAGUGAGAUGGAUCUGUCCCAGGUGCUGUCCAAGCCUAUCAUUGUGAUCCAGACGUCGGAAAAUGUCACAAAGCUGAUUGGAGCUCUGCUCAGGGGUCUUCAAGCUACAGCAAAGAUCACAUACAAGACGAUCCUGCAGGAUAACCUGGGGGCCACGCUCACGCUGUGGUCCAGCUGCGGUCGGUCCAGAGGGGGUCCCUACGGAGAGUGGCAGGGGGUCAUCUGCACGGGGGAGACCAACUCUCAGGUCCAGAAGUACCUGCAGCAGCUGUGGGACACAGUGCUCCUGGUGGCUCUGAUCAUCAGCACCGGGGUCAUCGUUCAGGCCCGCUGGCAGCACCAGGACCAGCAGCUCCACGACGACCUGGAGCUCUUUCCUAAACAGGACGUCCUGAAGAGAAUGUCGUCCCUGAAGACCAAAACGUACCUCCAGCCCAAACCGUGGUGUGACCCCUCCCAGUCAGGGGAGGCGGACAACUGUGCGGUGUGUCUGGAGCCAUUCAACAACAACCAGGUGAGACCACAGGUGGGGGAGGGGUGAUGUUCAAGGACUCAGGAAGGGUUUCUGAGGGCUACAGAUGUUCAGGUGGUUCUGCAGUGGUGUGUUACA
Molecule: messenger RNA, 1450 nt
Organism: Notothenia coriiceps (black rockcod)
Lineage: Eukaryota; Metazoa; Chordata; Actinopteri; Perciformes; Nototheniidae
Gene: rnf215
Product: ring finger protein 215
Exons: 9
Coding region: 383-1381 (332 amino acids)
Source: RefSeq, a predicted model, not a curated record